AAUUCUUAAUGAAGGUGCAUGUGUACCAUACAUAAUCCUUCAUUUGUAUCCUAUAUAAACAAAUUUUUUGAUUGUUAGUAUCCAAGCACAAUUCUAUCCUCCUAAGAGCACUAUGGAAGGGCUUAGACCAAUUCGGGUAUCAAAGAAAGAUAGCGAGGACGGCCAACCCUUGAGUCCAAUGGCUCGCAUCUGUCAUCAACCUUACUCCGAUGUCUACAUCAUCAUCAUCAUGGGGUUUAAUUCCCCAAUCAGCCCUCUUGUUUUUAAAGCCAGUUUGCGCCAUUCUUUACUCAAGCAUCCUCGUUUCUCUAGUUUGCAGGUUGUGGAAAGUGGUGGGGAAAUGAGAUGGGUCAAAAUAGAGGUGAACUUGGAUAACCAUGUAAGAGUUCCUGUGCUUGAUCCAAACAUGGAGUCUCCUGAUAAGUUUGUGGAAGAUUACGCUUCCAAUCUUAGCAAAACCACAAUUAGUAAGUCCAUACCUUUGUGGGAUGUUCAUCUUCUCAACGUUAAAACCUCUGAAGCUGAAUCUACUGUCAUUUUUCGCAUCCACCAUUCCCUUGGCGAUGGCAUUUCCCUCAUGUCUCUUUUACUUUCUUGCUCUCGCAAAGCAUCUGAUCCUGAGGCACUUCCAAACAUCCCAACAAUAAAAAGAAGGAAUCCUAGUUACCCUGGAAGGUUAACGUCCUGGCAAUUUUUGCUCAAGUUAUGGUGGUUGGUGUUGCUGUGUUGGAAUACUAUUGUUGAUGUACUGAUACUUCUGGGGACAAUUUUCUUCUUGGAGGAUACUAAAACGCCUCUUAAAGGUACAUUGCCGCUCGGACUUGCUCAAAGAAGGUUUGUUCAUAGAACAAUCAGUUUGGAUGACGUAAAGCUUGUGAAGAAUGCCAUGGGCACAACAAUCAAUGAUGUGAUGGUAGCAAUCACACAAGCUGGUUUGUCUAGCUAUCUUAACAGGAAGUAUGGCGAUGAGAAGACAUAUAACAAAGGAGCAGAAGAGAAUAAUAACAAUCUUCCCAACAACAUUCGUCUUAGAGCAGCUCUUGUGGUGAACAUUAGACCAUCUGCAGGCAUCCAAGCUUUUGAUGAUAUGAUGAGAAAGGACAGUAGAGCAAGGUGGGGUAACCACUUCGGAUGUGUUCUAUUUCCCUUCACCAUUGCAUUACGUGAAGAUCCAUUAGAUUAUAUACGUGUUGCUAAAGUUACUGGACACAGAAAAAAAUCUACUCUUGAAGCUAAAUUCACUUAUUCCAUGGUCAAGUUUUCUCCCAAAUGUUUCACUAAUAAGAUAUCGAGCUUUCGAAAUCGAAUCACUUUGUGGUUUUCAAAUGUACCUGGUCCAGAAGAAGAAAUAUCUUACUUUGGCCAUCCUGUAGCCUUCAUAGCACUCAGUUUUUAUGGACAACCUAAUGCAUUAGUGAUUCAUGUAGUGAGUUAUGCGAACAAGAUGAAAAUCACCUUAUCAGUCGACGAAAAUAUAAUUUCAGAUCCACAUCAACUCUGCGAUGAUCUUCAAAAUUCUCUUGACCUCAUGAAGAAUGCUGUCAUAACUAACCAAAGGACAGAUCCUAAAUGAUACACCACUGGUUAGUGGUAACGUUUUGUAGCUAAAUAAUUAAAUAUGGAAGCGAAAAAUUGUGUACCCUCUUGAUUGCCAUCGAUCAUCAACAAUAAUGUCCUGCAGCAAAUAUCAUUUUGCAUUGGAUGGGGAAUACAAUAAAAAGGCUAGGGGCUGCAAUGUUAUCGUCAAUGCGACAAUAUCAUGCAGAUCAAGUUGAUCCAGAUCAAGAGGAGCAUAUUAGUAUUUUCCACAUAAUUAUAUUUCUUAAUAUUUAUUCCUUAAAUGCUAUAACAAUGUAAUGACAAUAAUAACAUUUAAUGUGAAAUGGAAUAUUUUUAUUGAUUA
This is a messenger RNA of Hevea brasiliensis (rubber tree), 1903 nucleotides long. Its product is annotated as wax ester synthase/diacylglycerol acyltransferase 4-like. Gene Ontology annotation, molecular function: diacylglycerol O-acyltransferase activity; long-chain-alcohol O-fatty-acyltransferase activity. NCBI's taxonomy places the organism in Eukaryota, Viridiplantae, Streptophyta, Magnoliopsida, Malpighiales, Euphorbiaceae. Gene Ontology annotation, cellular component: plasma membrane. Gene Ontology annotation, biological process: triglyceride biosynthetic process. The coding region runs from base 113 to 1573 and encodes 486 amino acids. The record is from RefSeq and is a predicted model, not a curated record. The transcript has 7 exons.